Molecule: messenger RNA, 1180 nt
Organism: Dimorphilus gyrociliatus
Lineage: Eukaryota; Metazoa; Annelida; Polychaeta; Dinophilidae
Source: the annotation of a GenBank genome assembly
CAUGCUAGAAGUCUUCGCCUCUGAUGAUAAAUUAGUAGAUUGUAUAAGUAUCAGUGUGGAAAAUGCAAGCAGAAGCAAUAGAACGGUGCAGGACCAAAGUGACUUUAUAUUUGAGGUCCUCAAGAAAUUGAUAAUUACCAAUAUCCGAGCCAAUUACUCUUUUGGAGAGCAAGGCCGUAUUGCAGGUGUUCUUCACAUCAUGUUGGAAGAGAAAAAGCCUAUUAAGCUUACUAGUCGUUUCGUGGAAAACUUCGAAGGAUCACUCCUUUCAAACUCUGGUAUAAAGCGAGAAACCCACGAGUUAAUUACCAUUAGCGAUGACGCAGACAGUGAUUCUGAAAACGUUGUCAGGAAAAUUAUUGCAGAUAACCACCCUGGAACCUGUACAAGGAGUCGAACGAAGAGACUUAGACAAAGCGGAAUUUCAGCUGGCACUAAUUCAACAAGCGUGCGAACUGCAUUAGAUUUUAACUAUAGACAUUUAGAUGCAACUUUUAAUGACGAAGUAGACUUACAUUCUUUUUCAUAUAAUGAAGCUGGCGAACUGGCAAAUGAACUUGAAGCAGCGUCAAGUGAUAGUCAAACUUCAUCAGAGCCCAGAAAUAGUUUUCAAGAUUCAGAGUGGCUACCAACAACUUUAAAGCAUCAGGAGAGUAGUGUCUACAAGUCUUUGGUAUCGGGAUUAACUUGCCUUGAUUGUGAUAAGGUUUACUGCUCAAUUGAUGAAUUUAGUAAACACUUAAUUUCAUAUCAUCUUCCUCAUAUUGAAAGUAAAAACCCGGAAAUUUUUAUACAGCAAAAUGAAAAUUGCUAUUCUUGUAAACUUUGUAAGCAGAAUUUUCUUCAGAAGUGUAAACUUAUGAUUCAUAUUUUCCAAAACCAUCUCAUUUCAAAACGAACUAACAUACAUUGUCCUGUAUGUGGUAAGGAGGGAUCGACAUCUGUAAUAAUAACUCAUUUAAAUCAUCUUCACUUGUUUAGAAAGAAAUGUCAUGUAUGCAAACAAUACGUCAAGAGGGGAGACGACUAUGUCAAACAUUUUAUAGAUGAACAUUCCGAAAAGAUUAAAGGGUGUCGAGAUGAUUUUAUUGCAAGAGAGAUGAGGUCAGCAAUAGCUUUCUUUCGUAAGAAUAAACUACCAGAUAAAGUAAUGGAUACUGUCGACCAGUCACCUAGCUGA